AAUAUACAGCUUUACAAAACAUAUAUAGCUAAUGAAUGGAAAAUGAGAAAAGCAGGAAAAUGAGUCAAUCAUCUCCGAUGAAUGGUCGGGAUGGCACCUAUAGCUACACCAAGAAUUCCAUCUUGCAGAGAGAUGGGGUGAGUGCUGUGAAGGACGCAAUAAAUGAGACGUUGAUGAAGAAUCUUGAUGUCGAAAAGUUGGUGUGUGGUUCGACCAGUACCAGAUUCGCCGUCGCCGACUUAGGAUGCUCGGUGGGGCCCAACACAUUCUACGCCAUGGAAUCCUUAAUCGAAACACUGAAACAGAAAUGCCAUCAACAAGGCUUGGAUUCCGACAAGCUCGAAUUCCAAGUGUUUUUCAGUGACCAGAUCGGCAACGACUUCAACACCCUCUUCGCCUCUCUUCCUCAUGGCCAGGGAAGGAAUUACUUCGCCGCUGCCGUGCCGGGUUCUUUCCACGGCCGGCUGUUCCCUUCUUCCUCCGUCCACGUGGCGUAUUGCUUGUUCGCCAUCCACUGGCUGUCGAAGCUGCCGGAGGAGCUGCUGCUCAAGGACUCGCCGGCGUGGAACGUUGGUAGGAUUCACUAUGCGGGCGCCUCUGACGCGGUGGUGAAAGCCUAUGCGGAUCAGUUCGAGCGAGACAUGGAGAAUUUCUUGAGAGCAAGAGCUGAAGAGAUUGUGGCGGGCGGCAUGAUCAUAAUCGUGGUGCCCGGCGUCCCCGACGGAGUUGUAGACUACGACAGCCUAUACUUUGGAUUUUUGGAGUCUCUCCUUGCGGACAUGGUCACAGAGGAACUUAUAGAGCAAGAACAAGUGGACUUGUUCAACAUUCCUAAUGUAUAUCCUUGUGCGAAAGAUCUGAGGAGGGUGGUUGAGAGAAAUGGGUGUUUUGAAAUUGUGAAAAUGGAAUUUGGGAACGUUGUGGUUGGUGGCACCAUGGAGCCUGAGAGUUUCAUACUCCAGACGAGAGCAAUAUUUGAAAGAAGCAUGGCCAAUCAUUUUGGAAAUGCGGUGGUUCACCAACUUUUCGAGAGAGCCAUGCAACUUAAACUCGAUUUUGCUCGGCUUUUGGGCUCCGCUGGCAUCCAUGAGAUUAUGGGUCAGGUCUUGGCUGCGCUCAAGCGCAAAUGAUAUACUGCUCUGCCGAGCAACGUCAUAUCUCUACUUUUCUUGUCUUAUUACUUGUUGGUAUUAGGUUGUUCUGUUUCUUGAUUGUUCAAUUUGGUGCUAGUUCUUGUUCAAGUGUUUUCUCUUAAGGCUGCGUUUGCUUUGAUGGAUAAGUUUAUUCAUAGAAAAUGAAGGAUAACAAAAAUUUAUGCCUUG
This is a messenger RNA of Salvia miltiorrhiza (redroot sage), 1322 nucleotides long. RefSeq names its product loganic acid O-methyltransferase-like. Gene Ontology annotation, biological process: methylation. The transcript is spliced from 3 exons. Bases 36 to 1130 code for a protein of 364 amino acids. Gene Ontology annotation, molecular function: S-adenosylmethionine-dependent methyltransferase activity. The record is from RefSeq and is a predicted model, not a curated record. NCBI's taxonomy places the organism in Eukaryota, Viridiplantae, Streptophyta, Magnoliopsida, Lamiales, Lamiaceae.